GGGGUUUAAUUCUUACUAGCUACUAGCUAUAAAAGCGGCUGAGAUCUUUGCCAACUUGCGCAGUCUUCAAGUAUUCAAGUAUUCAGCAUGAAGUGGUUCUCGUUGUGCAUUUUGCUGCUGGCAUUUCUGGCUCUGAUUGCAGCGGCGCCUGCCGGUCAGAUACGCGUACGAACGUCUUCGACUAGACAGGUGCGCGUGCGCAACGGCAACAUCAAGUGGAACGGCGAUUGCCACAAUUGCGAUAUACGCACCACCAAAGACACGGCUCAGGUGACCAGCACCAGAAAUCGACAAUGGACUAAGAAAUUCUAAAAGAAAAGCCAAAUGUUUAAUUUAUAGAUAGUUGUUAUAGAUAGUUGUGAAUAGUUUUAAUAUUUAUAUUAACAAGUAAACUAAAAAACAAAUUUGUUUAUUUUGAAAA
Molecule: messenger RNA, 421 nt
Organism: Drosophila montana
Lineage: Eukaryota; Metazoa; Arthropoda; Insecta; Diptera; Drosophilidae
Gene: BomT1
Product: Bomanin Tailed 1
Exons: 2
Coding region: 88-312 (74 amino acids)
Source: RefSeq, a predicted model, not a curated record